CGACGCGUCCAAAGUGACAUUUCGCGAUUCGAUGUACUGUACCUCUGCAAAACACCCCUGGUUGAAAAAAAAUCGAGGCUGUUCGGUUGCUGGGAAUGGUGGGAGGUGAAAAGUCCCUGGAUUCACGCUCGCGGUUAUCGUGCAUGAAUGAUUUGAAUUUUCAUGCAUGUUUCAUGCGUCGCACACGCACGUACAUCCACAUAUACAUGCACGAACAAAACAAAACGCACUCCUUCCUUUUUCUUCAUACACUGCAAGAAGAGACGAGCGAAGAUGAGAGCAGUGACGUGAGGUCUGCAAGGCGGACUUACGCUUUCGGCCGACCCACCUUGUUCGCGUUGCGGCCUUACGGCUUGUCGCAAUCACGAUGGCGAAUCUUGCGACGGUCUCUCCCUUAUUUUGGCUUUUGCGGCACGGUACUCUUGCUCGCGGCGAUCGCGCGCACAGGGCGAGGAACGAGUGCGAAACGAUGGCCUCGUCGAGAUCGAGACAAUGCUUCGGCGGAACAAGACACACAGCUUUUCUUACAAUCCCUUGGCGGAAGGGACGUCAGAUGAGAUGGAAGAGUGGCGACAUCAGGAGAUGUUUUGUUUGUCGACAUCACCUCGUCUUGUGGCGGUCCUCGAGCAAGGGAUGGCAAUAUGUGACGAGUUAUGGGUGUGCUUGAAUCGAGGAGGGGACAGAGGAGAGCUAUCUUGGUGUUAGCGUGUCUGUCCACAAAGUCUGGUGAGAAUGGGCCGCCCCGUGUAGAUCAGGCAAGUCCCGAGGUACCGGAGCAUGUUCCGAUUUUAUAUGCUGGACAACCCUGCAAUCGACGGCACGAUGCUGUGUCCUGCGGCG
This is a messenger RNA of Dissoconium aciculare CBS 342.82, 840 nucleotides long. RefSeq lists its product as uncharacterized. The record is from RefSeq and is a predicted model, not a curated record. Bases 96 to 557 code for a protein of 153 amino acids. The transcript has a single exon. Lineage: Eukaryota; Fungi; Ascomycota; Dothideomycetes; Mycosphaerellales; Dissoconiaceae.